AUGCCGUCACCGGGUGAGAACGGGAGAGAGGACGUGGGCAUACCGUGUAGCCUAAAGGGGUCACCGUUAAAAGACCAUGUCCCCGUUAAUACUUCAAAAAUGCCACGUCAUGUCCCCGUUAAAAGACCAUCAUCUUUGGGACCUUUUUAUGUUCCUAAAAUGCCACUAAAAGACCUUGUCAUGUCACUGCUAAAGUUUCAUUUCCAGACUAUCAGAAAUGACCUCAUCUCCAUAACCAUUUUGGCAUCUCUCUUGUCUGUUUGUUAUCAACUGAAGCCCGCCCACCGCCUUUGCACCACCGUUUUCCGCCGGGCUUCAGCGGCGACCAUCCUGUCUCAUCAUCUCCGACCUCUCAAUUCGGAGGAUCAGGCCAGAUCUGUUUCGAAAGCAUGGAAAUCUGUUAUCGAUUCGCCUGAUUUCAUUGCUGAUUACACCGUCCAUAACCAUGAUCAACCGCAACAUUUGCUUAUAAGUGAAGAAUUUGGAGAGAUAUACCUCCCUAAUGAGUUAGCAUUCCGUGAUAAAGUGGAGUUGCAUUUAUUCAACUAUUGUGAUUCUCUUGCUGUGAUUCGGCAGAGGAUAUUGGACGAUAUGAUUCAAGUGUGGAGGAAGGGGAAUGGUGAUUCGAAAUCGUUUAUAAAGCUUUUCACCAUUAAGAAACCGUAUAGGUAUAUGUCAAGUUUGCCAUUGGGAUUUAGGAUGACUGGUGAGCUUAUGAUGAGAAAGGCAAAUAACGGUGAAGAUUCAGAAACACUUAUAGAUUAUGAUCUCUUCUCACACCACAUCAAUGAUCUUGGGAUUGAAAGCAAGUGUUCUUCAUUACUCGUGUGCUCGUAUAAAGAAUCUUUAAUUCUACUUGAUCAGUCAGAUAUUUAGUUGAGGACGAUGAAGAUGAAGAUGAAGAGAUGAGUGUUUGAACAGGGAAGAAAGGUAUAGAGAUCAAAGAGCAAUUACUUCUUGAUAUUUCAUACAGAUCUCUUUUCAUUGUUUAAAAGAUUGUUUUGUAGGUGUGUGAUUUGAGUCGAUGUUGCUCUUGGCUAACAUAUGGGAUUAGUCGUGAUAGGUUGGAAGGCAUUCGGUUGUUGAUGACUAAAUAACAUUUUGAGUUUAAUUAAUCAUGUACUGUUUAAUAGAAAAUUAAUUUGCGUA
Helianthus annuus (common sunflower) is the source of this 1149-nucleotide messenger RNA. RefSeq lists its product as uncharacterized. The record is from RefSeq and is a predicted model, not a curated record. The transcript has 5 exons. NCBI's taxonomy places the organism in Eukaryota, Viridiplantae, Streptophyta, Magnoliopsida, Asterales, Asteraceae. The coding region runs from base 1 to 876 and encodes 291 amino acids.